This is a messenger RNA of Vairimorpha ceranae, 1296 nucleotides long. RefSeq names its product wd40 domain-containing protein. The record is from RefSeq and is a predicted model, not a curated record. The transcript has a single exon. Gene Ontology annotation, cellular component: small-subunit processome; 90S preribosome; nucleolus. Gene Ontology annotation, biological process: maturation of SSU-rRNA from tricistronic rRNA transcript (SSU-rRNA, 5.8S rRNA, LSU-rRNA). Gene Ontology annotation, molecular function: protein binding. The coding region runs from base 1 to 1296 and encodes 431 amino acids. NCBI's taxonomy places the organism in Eukaryota, Fungi, Microsporidia, Nosematidae.
AUGUCAAAAAAAAUUAUAAAUGAGAAGAUUAAAGAGGAGAAAAGACUUGCAAAAACUGCUGCUAAUGAAGCUAUUCUUUAUGAAAUGCUUAACACUGAAGAAAGUGGGUAUAUUGAUACUGGUAAUCUUACUAAAACUUACGAAUUAUCACAAGAAUACAUAAAAAAUAAUAUCAGCCAGAAAGUAAAAGACUUAUGUUUUAACUUGAAUAUGAACAUAGGGCCCAUUUAUUGUAAAUAUACACGUGAUGGCAGAUAUCUUAAUUUACGUAAUAAUAAAGGAUUUUUUUCAUCGUUAGACACACAUAAAAUGAAUCUACAUUUUGAAACAGAUAUCGAAGAUACUGUGUAUGAUUCUACUUAUCUUCAUAAUGAGGAUUUUAUUGCACUGGCUCAGUCGAAUUGUGUUUUUAUUUAUAAUAAACAGGGUGUUGAGGUGCAUGCAGUGAGAGAUAAUUCUAACGCUAAACAUCUUGAAUAUCUACCUUAUCAUUUUUUAUUAGUAUCGGCAUCUUCUGAUGGUUUUUUAAAGUACCAAGAUACCACAAAUGGAAAAAUUGUUAGUACAGUUCAUAUUAAAGAUAAGUAUAUUACUAAUUUAAAACAAAAUAAAGCCAAUGCGCUGAUUUAUACGGGUCACAAAAAUGGUGUAGUUUCUAUUUGGAGUCCUAAUUGUAAAAAUUAUGUGUCAAAGAUGUUGUGUCAUAAAAUUGCCAUCAGUGGCUUGGAAAUUGAUAGAUCAGGCACUUAUUUGUAUACUACAAGUAUUGAUUCAAGUAUUAAAGUUUGGGACAUUAGAAAACUUUAUGAACCAGUUAAUACUGUUAAAUUUAGCAAUUGUUUUACGUCUACCUCUUUGAGCCAACAUUCAGUUUUGGCCGCUUCGUAUGGAGACAAAGUAGCUAUUUUUAAUAAAUUAAAUAUAGCAAAUAAAAAAGAUGUCAUGUAUUUGAGACAUCGGGAGGUUGGUAAAAAUAUUACUAGUCUUGUAUUUAAAAAUUAUGAAGAUAUUUUAACUAUCGGUCAUACAAAAGGGAUUAGUAAUAUAGUUGUACCAGGAGCAGGAGAUCCUGUAUAUGACACAUUAGAAGAUUCACCUUUUAUUACAAAAAGACAAAAGCAAGAUAAAGAAGUUAAAAUGUUACUAGAUAAGAUUCCAUAUACAUUUAUUGGUAAAGACCUACUAGCGAUAAAUGAAAAGAUAGAGUCGAAGGUAUCUAAACCAAAGUAUAAAUAUGUUGAGGAAGAAGAUAAACUUAAAAUAUUGCUAUCUAAAUAUUUAAAUAAUAAACAAUGA